AUGCCGGAUCAGACGGACUCGAGCUGGCCGUUUCACUUCAAGACAUUCGAGAAACAAGUCCUUCAGUCGAUGGGGGCGCGAAUCGGUGAUCCAAAUCCCUCCGGAUACGUGUGUAGCUACAGCGAAGCAAAUUGCUACUGCAUCCGAACCCUACAACAGCAACUAAGACGGACGCAUCCCGCUCAAAGACCAAUAGUGGUUUACGACCACUUUGACCCCGACUUGAUUCACCUCUUUGAGACGCUGUUCGGCUUAGAAACAUACCAAGUCUCGCUGGCAUACUCGCUGCAAGACCUCGAGCAAGAACUAGUCACCGUCACUUCCAACCGCGCUCGUCCCAUCAUCUUCGCGGCAUCCAUCGGCAACUCUGCCACCGAAUACGAUGAUAUAGGCGUGAUCUCAGAGCUUUCAAGAGAAUUUCCCGUCAGCUUGCACGUCAAUGCUUUCCGCAGCUUUGACUAUGCGGCAACCAUGUCGGAAACCGUCAGGCGGCACGAGGGCGCUCACAGGUUCGCGCUACGGUCCAAGCACCCGGUUCAACCCCUGACAGCACCUGACGGGUGCGUCAUCGCUAGCAGUGUUGUUGGAGGUGGUCUGAUUCAAUCGCCCCAUGCGCCGGCAGCUGCAUUGACACCGAUGUCGUAUCGUGUCAACGGCGAGCGAGUGGCCUACAUCCGGUCGUUCGAUUCAACCUUGGGGGGCUCUAGGGAUGCAAUGUCACCGCUGUGGCUGGCGCUCUAUCAGCUGAGACUGGGCGACCUCGGUGUACGCCAAUUGUGCGAUAGUCUCAGGGACAUCAGGUCCAGCAUAUUGAGGGUUUUGCAGUCCCAGGGGAUGGACGCUCACACCUCCCCCUACUGUCUUGAUAUAGUUGUCACGUCCUUCUCUAUAGCCCAGAAGCACCGUCUUCUAAAGCUCGGAGGGUCCAUGGCAAGAACAGGAGCCAUAGUUUUGGUUGUUCAAACCCAACUGCUCGCGGCUGAAAUCUUUGCUCUUGUCCCCGCGUCCGCGACCGGCUUCUGUUGGGAUGACCCCCUAUUCAUGUACAGAGCCUUCUUAGAUCACUAUCCGAUACCUCCAGACGCGAUAGAGGAAUUGAAAACAACAAUUCAGUCUUGGAGAUGCAUCACCCGUUCAGCUAUUGGGUAUCCCGUACAUAUGGGCUCACUCUCGGCCCUCGGGUCAAUCAUCGGGCGGUUUUGGGAGCUUGAUAUUCCCCCGCACUGGCUUGACAGUACCUCAAAGCAGCUUCUAGCUGCUCGUUUCGAAGCCUUCGGAGUCCCCAGUUGGGAGCAGCAGCGUACCUAUAAAGGGGGGUUCACAAACGGUAGCACCAUGGGGAAUCGAAGCGGAAUCCACACCGCCUUCCAACAAUACCCCGACGCCUUCCUAUAUGUAUCUAAUCAGGCACACUAUAGUGUAAUGAAGGCGCUUCGAGAUUGUGAUACCAUUUCCAAUAUCUGGUCCGGGGAGAAGCCUCAUUACUCACAGAUAUCUUCCAACAGUGAUGGAAGUAUUUGUGUCGAUGCCCUUGUGGCGCAAGCUUUGACUGACCAGAGAUAUUGCUUUGAGAAGGGAAGAGAAUAUCACAUGAUUCUUUUUGCCAAUAUCGGUACCACGUUUCUGGGGGCUCGGGACGAUCUCGGGGAGAUUGCCAGCACUCUAAAGAAGUUUGGAAUCACGAUAUCACAUAUCCAUGCCGACGGAGCCCUUGACUUUGGAUAUAACAACUGUGGUAUAUCGCUAGGACCCCCUGGAACUAUUGGCCUCAAUGGCAUGCCCAAUGUUCAGGGCAUUACCGUCAGCCAUCACAAAGCUCUGGGGCAAAGUGUUUCCGGUGAGGUGCUUUGCUUCAGCCCCAACAAAACGAUUGCAGGACUAGCCUCCAGUGUCAAUCCUAGAAUCAUAUUUGAGACUUGGCUAUAUAGUCAGGUAUAUCAACCAAAGGACAGAGCAUUCUUGCUCAACUCCUGCCAGGCGAAUGCCUCCCGAUUAGAAGCCAGUCUCAAGCGACUUGGAUUGAUUACCAAGCGAUAUCCCGACAGUUUGGUCGUUACAUUUGAAAGACCACCAUCUUGGAUCAUUGAGGAAUUUUCUCUCCGACCAGAAGGGGACUGGGUUCAUGUUAUCACCAUGCCUCACGUCUCCGCAGAGACCAUUGAAGUCUUCCUGGACCGCAUGGAGAGUGUGACCAAGGCGUGCUCAGCUGCCUUUAGUAGCAUCACGCCUAUCCUCAUUGACACCAUUGAGCAAGACAUUCAGCUACGACGCGUGCAGUCACAAGGCAUCUUGGCUGAGCAAGUCGCAAACUUGGCAAACUCUGCAUCACCACUAUACUCGGCCUCCAAUGCAGAUUUGAGAGGAAUUCUCGGCCCGAGUGUUCGCAGUGCAAUAUCAGUCGCGGCCGUCGACGAAGAAGGUAAGAUCCAGGUUGUCUUUUUAGCGGCAGCGAAUCGCGAUGAAUCCAUUUUGAUAAACCCCCUCCUGAUCAGAAGCACUCUUGCUUCGAGUAUCAAGGAUAUUUGCGAUAUCAGAACGCAACUUAUGAGUUUGAUGAUGAGAUAUUUGAAAGUAGAGAUGAGAAUUGAUACCAUGAGUCACGACAUUUACACCUUUGAUAGCGAUUAG
Molecule: messenger RNA, 2628 nt
Organism: Clonostachys rhizophaga
Lineage: Eukaryota; Fungi; Ascomycota; Sordariomycetes; Hypocreales; Bionectriaceae
Source: the annotation of a GenBank genome assembly